This is a messenger RNA of Haliaeetus leucocephalus (bald eagle), 2038 nucleotides long. RefSeq names its product tumor necrosis factor ligand superfamily member 10-like. Lineage: Eukaryota; Metazoa; Chordata; Aves; Accipitriformes; Accipitridae. The coding region runs from base 32 to 997 and encodes 321 amino acids. The transcript has 5 exons. Gene Ontology annotation, biological process: immune response. Gene Ontology annotation, molecular function: tumor necrosis factor receptor binding. Gene Ontology annotation, cellular component: membrane. The record is from RefSeq and is a predicted model, not a curated record.
CGCGGUAGCGGCAACCGGGGCGGGCCGGGCGAUGGCCCCGCACCAGCCCAGCGCCGGGCAGUACCUGCGCUCCGACAGCGGCGGCUCGGAAGCCCGUAUGCUGGCGGACGGCGCCGGUAGCCCCGGCGGGGAGCGGGGGGCGGGGAGGCGGCGGCGACGGUGGGGGCCGUUGUGGGGCAGCGUGGCCGUCAUGGCCAUCCUCGCCCUGCAGAUCGCCUCCACCACCGGCCUCUUCGUCUACUUCACCAUGGCCAUCUCCAAGCUCAAAGCCCAGGCACCGGGGAGCAUGGAGGAGCUGCGGUGUCUGCAGGUUAUCAAUCAGCAGCAGGAGGGCUCCAGCCUGGAGGAGGUGAUCAGCAACCAGUCCUGCCUCAAACUGGCCAACACCAUCAAAGCCUACGUGGCCACGGUGACGGAGAACGUUAUCCGCAGGAGCGCGGUGAAGGAGGCCCGGCGGAGCUACUUCAACACCUCAGAGGGGCAGGUUCCUCCCAAAAUGGCUGGCAAGCCCUCGGCACAUCUCACCCUCCGCCCACAAAGCCUGGCCCAGGAUGGAAACUCCAAGCGCUUCGGGAACCUCUCCCAGUCCUGCCGCCAUGCCAUCGCCCGCUGGGAAGACAGCACCAUCCACUCGCACUUGCAGAACAUCACCUACCGGGAUGGCCGGCUGCGGGUCAACCAGGCAGGCAAGUACUACGUCUACUCCCAGAUCUAUUUCCGCUACCCCAGCGACGGGGCCAGCGCCCGAGUCUCCGUCCCCCAGCUCGUGCAGUGCAUCAACUGGAAGACGUCCUACAGCCAGCCCAUCCUCCUCCUCAAAGGGGUUGGCACCAAGUGCUGGGCACCGGAGGCAGACUACGGGCUCCACGCUCUCUACCAGGGGGGACUGUUCGAGCUGAAGGCUGGCGACGAGCUCUUUGUCUCCGUCUCCUCCUUGGCCAUCGACUACAACGACGCGGCAGCCAGCUACUUCGGGGCCUUUCGGCUCGACCUGUGACAGCCACCUCCGCCUCCCACCUUUCCUGCUGCUCCUGCCCAUCGGCUCUCCGGGGGCAGCCGCUAUUCGAACUGGACAACAGACGAAUGGGGGGAGGGGGGGGGGGGGGGGUCUGGCGCAGGGUCCUUCCCUGCCUGCGUUGUCCCUUGCGGCGAGAGACGAGCCAGAGGAGGGCACGGGGAGGGGGGCAGCUGCCUGCAGGGACCCGCUGUGCUCGGUGCCGCACAGGGGCUCGCUGUCCAGCCGGGAGGAAGCCCGUGAGCCAGGAAGGGUCUCCGAGGGCCCACAGGAGACAUGGACGAGGGGGGACAUCCCAUCCCUGGUGGCACAUCACCUGCCUGGCUCCCACCUGAGCAAACAGAGCAGGUAGCACCAAACGGUUCCCUGCUGCAGGAGAGACACCGGUUGUGCACAACCACGAAAGAAAGCGUCCCCGUGGCAGGGUGACCCUCUGCGAGUCCGACCCCACGUCUGGCAGGGGCAGACCCAGCCAAGCUGCGGGUGCUGGGGGACCCCGAGCUGGAGGCGCAGGGACAGAAGCCGGGGCUAGCGGAGAGCAGCGGCCCGGCGAGCGCAGGGCUGGAACCCCUGGGGCAAAGCGCCAGGGGACAGUCUGCAGGUACGAGGCAGGUCCAGCAUCAGCUUCUGGAAAGGAGCGAAGGAGUUUUCAGUUCGGGCUAAUUAGAAACCUGGAGCGAUGCCAACAAUCAGGGGUGAUCAAAGAGCAGGGCCACGAAGCUGGAGCAGUCACCAGCCCAAGCAACUGCACCCAGGCACGUGGCAGAGAGGCGCAUUUUGCCCAAGCCGAGCUGCACAGGACCAUCCGGCCCAGGAGCUUGCCAUCACACCUCCCCUUUGCUUCUGACCAAGCAUCUCUCUCUUCGGGGUUUUUGGUCCUCCCAGCCCUGUUGGGCCAGCACAGCCACCUGCUCGCUCACAUCUUUAGCCCCAGUGAUCAUUAACCUGCAGGAUUUCAACUCAUGGGUGAGCCCCAGCGGUCGCAGCGCAGGACCGGGGAGGAACAAGCCCCACCGCUCGGCG